Messenger RNA from Pongo pygmaeus (Bornean orangutan), 7113 nucleotides. RefSeq names its product putative EP400-like protein. The record is from RefSeq and is a predicted model, not a curated record. Lineage: Eukaryota; Metazoa; Chordata; Mammalia; Primates; Hominidae. Gene Ontology annotation, biological process: DNA repair. Gene Ontology annotation, cellular component: NuA4 histone acetyltransferase complex; Swr1 complex. Gene Ontology annotation, molecular function: chromatin binding.
GGCCGGCGCUCGUGCUUGCGCACUGGCUCCGCGUCGGCCGGCCGGUUUGGUCGGUUGUGGUGGCCUCGCCGCCCCGUCCGCUGUCGCAGCGCUCAUCCGCGCCGGGAGCCCUUGGCUGCGUCGCCUGGCAGCCGCGGGAGCAUUUCCUGAAGACGUAGUCAUGCAGCGUGUCAGCAGCUCUCAGAGCAGCCAGCGCCAUGUCCAGUGGCCUGGGACCUGCCCCGGCGCGGGCGAGGAGCACCCAGCGUGUUCCCAGCUGUCCCUGCCCCUCACGCUGCCAUCCCCCAGCCACCAACUGCAGCAGCUGAUGGAUGGGUCAGGACUCACCCAGAUCGCCCAGGGAGCCCAGGUUCAGCUCCAGCACCCGGGUACGCCCAUCACAGUCCGAGAGCGGAGACCCUCCCAGCCCCACACACAGUCAGGGGGCACCAUCCACCACCUGGGACCCCAGAGCCCUGCAGCCGCGGGUGGGGCCGGCCUGCAGCCCCUGGCCAGCCCAAGCCACAUCACCACGGCUAACUUGCCACCGCAGAUCAGCAGCAUCAUCCAGGGCCAGCUGGUUCAGCAGCAGCAGGUGCUGCAGGGGCCGCCGCUGCCCCGGCCCCUGGGCUUCGAGAGGACGCCCGGCGUGCUGCUCCCCGGGGCUGGGGGCGCAGCGGGGUUUGGGAUGACGUCCCCACCCCCGCCCACCAGCCCUUCCAGGACUGCCGUGCCCCCAGGCCUUUCCAGCCUCCCACUCACGUCUGUGGGGAACGCGGGAAUGAAGAAGGCUCCCAAGAAGUUAGAGGAGAUUCCCCCAGCCUCUCCGGAGAUGGCACAGAUGAGGAAGCAGUGCCUGGACUAUCAUUACCAGGAGAUGCAGGCCCUGAAGGAGGUCUUCAAGGAGUAUUUGAUUGAGCUGUUUUUCUUGCAACACUUUCAAGGGAACAUGAUGGAUUUCUUAGCUUUCAAGAAGAAACAUUAUGCCCCAUUACAAGCAUAUCUUAGGCAGAAUGAUUUGGACAUUGAAGAGGAGGAGGAGGAGCACUUUGAAGUCAUUAAUGAUGAGGUAAAGGUUGUGGCCAGAAAGCACGGGCAGCCUGGGACUCCUGUUGCCAUAGCAACCCAGCUACCGCCGAGGACUUCUGCGGCUUUUCCAGCCCAGCAGCAGCCGCUCCAGGAGAAUCAGGUGCAUCAGCGCAUUGUGGAGCUGAGGAAAGCAGGUCUGUGGUCCCAGAGGCGUCUGCUGAAGCUGCAGGAGGCCCCACGGCCCAAGUCCCACUGGGACUAUCUGCUGGAGGAGAUGCAGUGGAUGGCCACAGACUUUGCCCAGGAGAGGUGGAAGGUGGCCUCUGUGAAGAAGAUGCUCAGAGCUGUGGCCCGGCAGCUGCAGGACAGGACGCACAGGGAGGCGGGGCCCGGGAGGGAGGAGCCGAGUAGGCUGAGGCACGGCGCCUCCACUACCAGAGAAAUGGAGCGUCCCUGGUCUAGUACUGCGCAGGUAAAGAUUCCAGCAUCUCUGAAGCAAGUGCUCCUCCACUGGAAAAUAAAAGCGACAUGUCUUUUUAAAAGCAUGAGUGAAGAAAGACAUAAACUUCCGGAUUUGCAUAAGUGAGCUUGCCAACCGAGGAAACACAUGAGUAUCAUCUGUAUCUUCAGGUGCACUUGAUUAGACUCCAGAAGCAGAAACUGCAGCUGCUCCCACCACCCCCACCACCGCAGGCCCUGCCCGGGGUGCAGCCAACAACACAAGUGCAAGUGCAGCCAUCACCCCCCUACCACAGCAGAGCCCCCAGCUCACCAUGGUCAUAGCCCCGAGACCCAGAGCCCUGUUGAUGGGCACCACCAUGGCCAACCUCCAGGUAGCCCAGCUUACUCGAGUUUCCACCUCCCACCUGCAAGGCCCAAGACUGAUGUCGGCGCUGACAUCCCAGAUGGCCCAGGUUGCUCUGGCCAGGCCUCCUGUGGUGUCUGUCCUGGCAGCCAGGGUCACAGCGCUUCCAUCAACGCAACGGGAUCAGUGUUGUGAUAAGGCUUCUGCAGAAAGCGGCAGGUAGGCAGCCACCUUCGCCUAACCAAACUCGAAACAACUCACUUGAGUGAGUUGCAUCAAACCUUUCUAAAUUUCUCAUUCUAGAAGUUGCUGAGUUGUUUUGCCAUGUGUUAAUUUUUUAAGACGCCUAAUUAGAGCCUCAUUCCUUGCACCUCCCCCUUUUAAGCAAAUGGAGCGGAGGCCGCUGUACCCCCGGCGAGAGCUGCUUGCCUCUAUUAAGGGGAGAUGCGGCAUGGGUGUUAUUUCUCCUUUUGAAGGCAGCAGGCAUUUCCUUUACUGUCAUUGCCAUGCAGUUUACACCUCUGAGCAAAUCAGCGGCAAUGAUGAGUGUGAGAUGCAGAUCCUUGUCCAUGCGUGCUUCGUGUGUCCUGUGUGCUGUCUCUCUGCCGUCACCACAGGGGGCCAGAUUGGCUGUGCAGCCUCUGCACAUGCAGCAGCUCCGAAAGCUGAAACACCACCAGCAGCAAAAAGCUGUGCAGCCCUCGGCCGCCCCAGGCCUGCUGCUGCACAGCAGAAGGUAAGUGGCCGCUCAGCUUUGUGGGAGCUGCAUCUCACACUCAUCGUUCAGGCCCCUUAGGCCAGAGUGGGGCUGGACUCAUCCCCUUCCUUUUGGAGGCAGUCGUUAAGCAGAGCUGAGGAGGCUCCCUGCAUGGGCUCCUGGAGGUGGGGAGGGGCCGAGUGUCAAGGAACUCUGACCCUGUAAUUUUUACAUAUAUUUGCUCUCUAGGGGAGAGCUUGCUUUGCUGUAUAGUAUAAUUUUUCAAAAAUAUUUACAAUGAUUUCUGUGAAAAAUCACUCUGACAAGGACUUCUAUUUCUAGUAAUAUGGUAGAUGAGAGAACCUGAAAAUCUAUCUCAAAAAAAAAUCGAAAAAUGCCAGAUUUUCAAAAAGUGCCAGAUAAAAUAUAUAAAACCAUGAAUGAGUCUGCAGGAUAGUGAGUCUAGAAACCAGGUGAGGGCUGAAGUCUAAGGAGGUAGGUCUGGGCUAAAGACACUCUAUGGCCUGGGUCCCCAUGUACCCAGAAGACCUAGAACUUUGAGGUAAGUUUGGGGAGCAGUCUGGAGAAGCCUUGGACCCAGGGAGGGGCAGAACCAAAUUAGAGACCCCCAUAUAAGGCUGGGCUCACAAAGGGAUACAGCAGACACUACCAGGAAAUGAUGAAGUGGGCAAACUACUACUCUAAGCUUCACUGCAAGAACAGUAUCUCACUUGGCCAUGGCUGUGGAUGGAACAUCUUUAAAAAGUCUCUCCUAUAAAUUUAUGGCCCCUGGCUAGCACUCUCCAUCACAGGUGUAGGGCCAAAGUUCAUAUUAUUUACAUGUUCAAAAGAACUGCAAACUGUGACUUUUAAUUGCAAGCAUAUCUGGAGCUAUAGUGCCCCCAGGCCUCUGGUAGAAAGAAAUGUACAUCCUUGCAGGAGGAACCCCCAACCCAGGCCUCAAGGAAUUCCAGCCAGCAGGAUCCCUAGACUAUAAGCUCAUAGUGGAAAAUCACAGCACACACAAGAGAAGGGGCCUCAGAAGUUAUGGCCAAAAGAAGCACACCUGCAAAGACUCAGAUGUUAGAAUAGGAAAUGCAAAUAUGUUUAAUGUGUUUGAAGAAACAAAGGAGAAGCUAAAAAGCAUGAAUAAGAAGCAAGAGAUUAUCAGAAGCUAAGCAGAUAAUAAAUGAACCAAAUAGAACCUCUAAAAAUGAAAAAUGUAAUAAUUGAAAUUCAAAACUUAAUGGAAGUAAUCUUGAUCCCUACCUCACACCCCAUAGAAAAUUAACUCAAUGGAUCAUAGACCCAAACAUAAAAUUCAAAACUAUGAAACAUAGGAAAAAAGUUUUGUGACUAUAGGUUAAGUAAACAUUUCUUAGAUAUGACACCAAAAAUAGAGCCUAUAAAAGGAAAAAAUUGGCAAGUCAUACUUUAAUAAAAUUAAACCUUCUUGCUAUGUGAAAACCAUUGUUUAGAGAAUGAAAAGACAAGUUACCAGGAGAAAACCUUUGCCAGUCAUGUAGCUGAUUAAGGACGUGUAACCAGAACAUACAAAAAACUGUCAAAGCUUACUAAUACAAAAACAACUUAUUUUGUAAAGUGGGCAACAGAUUUGAGCAGACACUCCACCAAAGAAGCUCUCUAGGUGGCAAAUAAGCACUGUCCUCUGGGAAAUGCAAAUAAAAAUCACAAUGAGAAACUACUGCACACCUGUGAGAAUGCCUUAAAAAAAAAAGACAAGACCAAAACCAAGUGUUAGUGAGGGUGUGGAACAACAGAAAUUCUCAUACCUUGUUGGUGGGACUACAAGAUAGUGGAGCCCUCUGGAAUCAGUUUGGCAGUUUCUUAUAAAAUAAAACAAUCAUUUACUGUAUGACCCAGCAAUCCAGCCCCUCAUUCUUUAUACCAGAGAAAUGAAGACAUAUGUCCACACAAUAACCAAAUACUGUAACCACAAUGAAAAAUGAUGCAAGUGUUCACAGCAGCUUUAUUCAUUUACCUAAAACUGGAAGCAACCCAGACGCUCUUCAACUGGCCAUGGGUAAACAAACGGCAACCGACCAGUUCCAUAAAACAGCACUCAGCAGGAGACAGGGCUGGGCCACUGAUGCUGGGGGCAGCGGGGAUAAGCCUGAAGUGUCUUAUGCAGAGUGAAAGAAGCCACACUUAGAAGGCUGCAGUUUUUGUUUUUAUAUGACAUCCUGGAAAAGGCAACACUAUAGCGACAGAGAAGAGCUCUGUGGUCACGAGGGGCUGGGGCGGUGGAAGGAUUGACUUUCAAAGGGGCAAGAGGGAAUUCUGGAGAGCUGUGGAAAGAUUCUGUAUCUUGAUGCUGAUGGUUGUUACAUGGCUGUGUGCAUUGAUCAAAACUGAAGUAUGCAUCAGAAACAGCGACUUGCUGUAUAUGAAUUACACUGUAGUUUUUUUGUUUGUUUGUUUGUUUGUUUGUUUGAGAUGGAGUCUGGCUCCGUCGCCCAGGCUGGAGUGCAGUGGCGCGAUAUCGGCUCACUGCAAGCUCCACCUCCCAGGUUCACAUCAUUCUCGUGCCUCAGCCUCCCAAGUAACUGGGACCACAGGUGUCCGCCACCAUGCCUGGCUAAUUUUUUUGGUAUUUUUAGUAGAGACGAGGUUUCACCAUGUUAGCCAGAGUGGUCUCGAUCUCCUGACCUUGUGAUCCGCCCACCUUGGCCUCCCAAAGUGCUGGGAUUACAGGCGUGAGCCACCGUGCCCAGCCUAUACUGCAGUUUUUAAAAACUUAAUGGAAGGGUUAAACAAUACAUUAGAGAAUUUGUGAGCUACAGAGAGAUCUGGAGAAAUAAUCAUGGUAGCAUGAGACUAGGAAACAAGACAAAGAAGACAGGCUGGCUGCAGUGCUCAGGCCUGUAACCCCAGCACUUUGGGAGGCCAGUGUGGGUGGAUUGUUUGAGCCAAGCAGUUCAAGACCAGUCUGAGCAACAGAGUGAGGCCCCAUCUCUGCAAAAAAUAAGAAAAGAAGAGGGAGGGGUGAGAAGAUCUAACAUUCAACUGAGUUCCAGAAGAGAACGAAAAAAGAAAAUAUUCAAAAAGUGGAUGGCUGAGAAUUUUUCAGAAUGGGUUUAACUUACCAGUCUAAAGACUGAAGAAAUACAACAAGUCCCUAGCGGGAUACAGACAAAGAUACCUGUGCCUGACACAUCUGGGCAAACUGUGGUACUCAAAGCAGAUGAGAAAACCAUGAAAGAAUCCAGGAGGAAAACAGAUUUCUCACGAAGGAAAGGUGAUUCCACGGACAGCUCCCUUCUUAGUAGGAACUGUGGAAACCAGAAGUAGCUUUAAAGUGCUGGGAUAAAACUGUUUUUCAAGGAUAAGAGUGAAGCAAAGACAUACUCAGACAAAAACUGAAAAGAUUUACCACAAACAAACUCACCUUAAGAAGGCAAAUGGCCCUUGAUGUGGAAAGCAAAGCGCAGUGGACAGAAGGUGUGCUGGAGAGUAGGCGGUAAUGCUCACCGGAGGGUCCCCCUGGGGCCAAGGGAGGGGCUGGGAGCCUUGCAUGGUGAGACUGGAGUGUGAGCUUGAGGACAGCAAGAAUCAGAGGACCACCCCAGGCUGCCAGGGUGUGGCUCAGCCGAUCUGCCCCUCACGCUGAGCUGCACAGAUGCAAAGACCUUCCAAACACAGUCACAAGGCCUUAGGAAUGUCUCUAGAGCUUCCAUCAUCAUCCUGUCACCUCGUCAGCUGCUGCCUGGUGAGGGCUCUGCCAGAGGACAGCCCUGAGUGCUGCCAUCAAGGCUGAGGAGGCCACACCCACGUGCCACCCACGAAGCUGCCUGCAGGCCGGGAGGCUUCUCUUCUGGCUUCAGCCACAUGUGAAGGAGAACCUGUCAAGCUCCGGCUGAUGAAGUCUUCAGAAGGGCUCAGAGUCAAGUGGCAGAACUCCUGGUGCCAUCUGCUUAAUUAUGGGCAUGGGUUUUCCUUGGUGUUUUGAUCUAUAAAUACGAAAAAUAAGAACAGCACCGGUGCUGAAUCUAUGUCAUCCCAUGAAUGGAUGAACUGAUUGAAAAGAAAAAAACAGCCUGAUGUUGGGAGCCAAAAAGGCCAAAGGGAUCGUGACCAACUCAGCAUUCCACUGGAGGCUAUAUGAUCAAACAGCAAACUGUUUAUCAUGAAUGUAGGAUGUGAGUAAAACUCCCAGCUGUGCCUGCUGCCAGAAGGUUUGCUGAGGGCGGUCACUCCCAGGCGCUGGGGUCCUUGAAGUUAUCUAUUGGGAAAUCUAGCACCUAUUGUUCGAAGGAUGCAGUCUCGAAAGCCUGCUGUGAACCAAACGGCCGACUGCCGAUUACCCAACAAUCACCCCCCCUUUCUCGCGAUCUCUUUUACCAGUAAAUACGGAGGGCUGUGUAAAGCUCUAUCUCUUUUACCAAUAAAUACGGAGGGCUGUGUAAAGCUCUAUCUCUUUUACCAAUAAAUACGGAGGGCUGUGUAAAGCUCUCUCUCUUUUACCAAUAAAUAUGGAGGGCUGUGUAAAGCUCUCUCUCUUUUACCAAUAAAUAUGGAGGGCUGUGUAAAGCUCAGGGCCCUUGUCCACUAGAGGCAAGGUGCCCCCUGACCCCUUCUUUCA